UGAUGAUAAUGACGAAGAAGCUGGCUUUGAACCAUCGAGUUCUGACGGUGCGGAAAUGGACUUGGCUACAGGCACAUCUUGUUUCAAGAACAGACAAGAAAGGACAAGCUUAAAGGAUGACGAUGGGAGUGUUUCUAGAAAUGAGCCAUCCAGUUGUGCUGAAAACAACUCCUCUUCAAGCUCUCCUGGUUCCAAAAUGAGCACCAAUAGCCAAAGUACAGAGAUAAAGAAUGAACUGAUUCUAAAAAUGAGCCAUCCAGUAUUGGUGAAAACGUCUCCUUCAAGCAUUCCUGGUUCCAAAAUCAGCAUCAAAGGCCAAAGCGUCAGAGAUAAUGAUGAUGAUGACGAAGAAGCUGGCAUUGAACCUUCCAGUUCUAACUGCAGAAAUGGACUCAGCUACAAGCACAUCUUGUUUCAAAAACAGACAAGAAAGGGCAAGCUUAAGGAUAAGGCUGGUAAUGAAGGUUAUGGUGACGAAGAAGCUUGCUCUGAACCUUUAAGUUCUAACGCACUGUUAGAAAAAAGGACACAUCUUCACGCACAUCUGGUUACAAGUACAGAGAAGAAAGGGCAUGUAAGGGGUAAUGAAGGUGGUGGUGACGAAGAAGCUUGCUCUGAACCUGUAAGUUCCAACGCACUGUUAGAAAAGGACACAUCUUCACGCACAUCUGGUGUCAAGUACAGAGAAGAAAGGGCGAGCGUAAGGGGUAAUGAAGGUGGUGGUGACGAAGAAGCUUGCUCUGAACCUUUAAGUUCCAAUGCACUGUUAGAAAAGGACAAAUCUUCACGCACAUCUGGUUACAAGUACAGAGAAGAAAGGGCGAGCGUAAGGGACCCUGAAUCUUCUGACACAGACCAUGAUGUGCCAGUAAGACAACCACAUGCAAAACCUGGGCCGUCCACAACUGUAACCAUGUCGGGUCAUCCCAACAGGCUUCAGAAACUCGGUGAAGACCAGAGUCAUCUUUUGAAGACGCUGUUCAAAACGAAUAUUGUGUUGAGGAAGGAGCUUAAGCGUGAAGACUGUGAAAGAGUAAUGCAAAAAUAUGAAAUUCUACACGGAUUGUCAUGGAAAAAAAUUAAAAAACACGAUUCAUAACUGGAUUACUGCUGAAAAGUGAAAACAAAAAUGAUUUUAUAGCUUUUUAGCCCACCUGCGCACAAUGUUCUCAUGGUGAGCUUUUGUGAUCGCUUUUUGCCCGUUGUCCAUCUUGCGGCAUCAACAUUUGCCUUGUUAAUAUUCUAGAGGUCACAUUAAUUGUCCGAUCUUCAUGAAAUUUUAUUUGACGAUUUGUCCCAAUGAUAUCUUGGAAAAGAUUACAAAUGGUUUCGGUUGGUUGAAAAACAAUAAUUUACACGCCAUAUACUCCAUACUUAAAUCAAUAUUGUUAUAUGCAAAGCAGCAAUGCUUAAAAGAAAUAAUACAAAAUUUGGAGGGGGCAUUACUCGUAUGAAAACAAGAUGGUGGUAUUUGUUAUAAACACGUGUAAAACAGUUGGAUUUUUCUGGCCAAAGACAACUAUUCAUACGACCAACUUCUUAAUUUUUGCAUAGCUCGUCAUAUUGAUUUCCAUUCAGAUUUACUUCAGAAAAAAUCUAUUUCAUAUCUCUGAUGCCAGAGCUAUACAUAUGUUUAUAAGAAGAGUAAAUCUGAGAUCCGUUUUCAUUUAUGAUAUUUGAAAUGGCAUGUUUAGACGAAGAUUCUCUACAAUUUUCUACAUAAAUAUAUAUAUAUAUUUUUUGUAAAAAUGGUUUCGGUUGGUUGAAAAACAGUAAUUUACACGCCAUAUACUCCAUACUUAAAUCAAUAUUGUUAUAUGCAAAGCAGCAAUGCUUAAAAGAAAUAAUACAAAAUUGGGAGGGGGGGGCAUUACUCGUAUGAAAACAAGAUGGUGGUAUUUGUUAUAAACACGUGUAAAACAGUUGGAUUUUUUCUGGCUGAAGAUAACUAUUCAUACGACCAAAUUCUUAAUUUUUGCAAAGCUCGUCAAAUUGAUUUCCAUUGUAGAAUUUACUUCAGUUCGGAGUUGCGAACCGAAUUGACCAUGUUUUUGUUAGCAAGUAACACUGUACAACAAGGUCUAUUUUUUCUCCACUCUCAAUAAACAUGUUUUACUUACUCUGCAAUAGUUUAUGAGUUACUAAAUUCCUUUGAAACAUUGGACCAUUUUCUUUAUUAACAGAUCAUACUUGCACAAUUGUUGUUAUGUUUUCUUUAUGGUUAAGGCAUUGUGACAUGUAUAUUAAUUUGAUUUUUAUGCCCCCCGAUAGAGGGCAUAUAGUGAUCGGACCGUCCGUCUGUCUGUCUGUCUUUCCGUCACACUUUGCGUUUAGGUUUCGCAUUUAGGUUUAAAAAAAUGCUCAUAACUUCUAUGUCCCUUCAGAUAGCAACUUGAUAUUUGGCAUGCAUGUGUAUCUCGUGGAGCUGCACAUUUUGAGUGGUAAAAGGUCAAGGUCAUCCUUCAAUGUCAAUGGUCAAAUAUAUCACUUCAAAGCGGCGCAGAAGGGGCAUUGUGUUUACGACAAACACAUCUCUUGUUUUCAGAUGAUAUUGUCUGAACUUGACAUUAGUUCUAUGUGUGAUGAUUAAAGCAUUGUGUCAUGUAUGAAGAUAUUUUGCUUAAAUGUUUUCAUGUUGUGGUAUUCACUCUUCU
Molecule: messenger RNA, 2654 nt
Organism: Dreissena polymorpha
Lineage: Eukaryota; Metazoa; Mollusca; Bivalvia; Myida; Dreissenidae
Exons: 9
Coding region: 56-1099 (347 amino acids)
Source: RefSeq, a predicted model, not a curated record